CGGAAGCGGCAGUCACUUUGUGUCGGCUUCUAACGCCCCAGAAUUUUGGUCAAAGUCGGCGACGGAACCCCAGAGUCUUGGUCUGCGUGCGUUGAAUCGAUUGUGAUUCUUUCUUACCUGCUAGAGACAGUAUUCCAACGCUUUAAAAAUCUUCUGUGCGCAUGUAAAUGACUCUAGAAAGUCGACAGAUCUAUAUGGCGCGCCCUUUUCACUUGUCUUUUGCCAUCAAAUGACAUGGCGGGUGCAGGAACCGGCCUUCCGAGAAACAAAGGGGUGUGCCCGAGAGCGCUCUGUUCUUCGAUUCAGAUCUAGAGCCCAACUCUCCUUUUCCCACAACUUCUUUCCGAGUGAACUGGGCAGUUUCUUGGACUUUUCGCGGAAACCCACACUCCGACGUAACCGUAUUUCACUGUCUCUGCAUAGAAAACGGAGACACAUCGGCUUCCCCAUUCUUGACGCCUUCGGUGCCACGACCUCUCGUGUUUUUUCUCUUUUCGAAGAACGGCACGAGUUGAUUUCCAUACCUUAACAAGCCGGUCUCGUAGGCUCUCGGUUUGUCUUUUUUUUCGUUUGUUUCUUCUUUAGUUCUGUCCAUCUUUCUUUUCUUCUGUUCUCCUUCUCUACGAUUCUUGUGCUGUUUUACUGAACGUCAAAGUUCGUUUCGUCUUUCUGCGUGAAAAGUCCUUCAGAAAGUCAAUGCUGAAGAAUCAAUAUAUAUUUAUGUAUAUAUAUGUCUUUCGAACGCCGUAUGACAUCCAGAGCAAGCAGCCUUUUUUAAUGAAACGCACGAAGAAAAUCUGACCAGUGUCCUCGUUUCUCUUCUUCUGUUCUCCACCGCCAUUCGGGGAUUAGCUUUGCUACGUAUUUCGUCUUGUCUUGUUUUUUCAUAUCACCACGAGUUGCCAUCGAAGGAGAGUUUCUGCCUCGUCUGCGACCCUUCCUUUCGCGCCUCGUUUCCCCCUUUUUUUUGUCAUUUCAAUUCAGAGUGUUUCUGCCGCAAUGCAGCUUCUCUUCGCCGGUGUUUGUGAUGGAAGUCGAAGGCUCUUUGCUCCCCUUCUGAAUCAUGGCUCUUCUGCUGCGGUCGCCGACCGCAGCCGUUCAGUUGUCGAUUUUUCUCCUUUUUUCGUUCGUGUUUUUCCUUCCCCCUCUAUGCCUGGCUCUCCAGUCGACGAAGUUCAGUGCCGAGACGCAUCGCCCCCUCAGAUUCCGGCGUCACACUCGAGGUUUCUUCCACUCAACUUCUUGUUUUCUGCACUCCGUCCAGAGUAGCAGUGCCGUCUCUGAUCGAAAAGCCUUUCUUGCUUGUCGCCUUCUGCAUCCGCAUCAUUCGCUGUUCUGUUUCGCGUCGACGCCUCACCUGGAUCCCCGGGAACACGCAGUUGCAGUCGAUCCGAGACUCUUCGUUCGCUCCCUUGUCUUUUCUAGAAAUUCAAGGACAGGAGAGAUACGUCCAGGGUUUCUGAAACGCCAGCAGCUGCGGCACUCUCUGCACGCAUGCACAGAGGAGGACGCCUCGUCACAGGAGAGCUUUUUUCUCCCCGAACGCAGAGGGCGGGGACGAGAAGGAGGUCCAGAGACAGCCAGAGGCUUCGCCGCUCCCCACACUGGCACGGAGAAGGAGAUUUCUCCUCGCUCGAGACCGCCGGCGGACUGGCGGGCUCUUCCAGGAGCAGCAGUGCCUGUUCCUGGGUCAGAGAAUUGUGCAGGGAAGCCGGGAGAAGCGGAGCAUGUUGAGGCAGCGAGUCUCCCUCAUGACGGCGCAGAUCCGUUCAGGCCGUUUCUGCGACCGCACCGAGCGCGAGGGUCGCUCGUGCGCGCUGACGGAAUAAAGCCGGAAUUUCUCCUGUCCGGUGUCGUCGCCGUUCGCCAAGACGGCGAGGAAGUGAGCACAGGCGAAGAAGGAGGCCAGACGAAGAGUGGAGGUGCAGAGACGAUGCAAGGCUCUCCAGAAGGAGAAAAGAAGCUGCCUCGUCACACAAUGCUUCUGAAAAGCCUGGAGACCGACUGGCUUUCUGUAGGCAAAGUUGCGGGUGUCCACGGCCUGGCAGGAGAGGUCAAAGUCCGAGCCACAACUUACAGAAUUCAAGAACGCCUGUGUGAACCAGGCAGACGCGUGUUCUACACUCCGCCAGGACGCGGACGACUCAUCUCACUAGAAAUUGAGUGGGCUCGACGCACAGCCGAAUCGCGAGUGUUUUUGAUGAAAUUCAAGAAUAUCGGCGACAGAACCUCAGCUUUGUCCUUGAAUGGAGGGCUCCUCCUCAUUUCAGCACACCAGGCGCGGCAGGACUUGCCUCCUGGAAAAGUUCUGGUUUCCGACAUCGCGGGGUUCUUUGUCACCGUUCACGGAGACCCUCAGAGAAACAAGAUCGGACACAUCGUUCGAGUAAUUCCGAAGGAAACAACAGUGAGAGAGUCCGUCAUCCCUGCGGCCGACGACUCUCUGGAAAUUCUGCUGUACCCCGAUGUGGCUGCCAAGCCCCUGCUGCAUGAUUUUGCGCCGCCGCUGCGGCAGUUGCCCGCCGAGAUUUUCGGGGAGAAGUACCUGAAAAGGAGUAAGCUGGAGGACCGCAUGGAGGAGUGCGGCCUGGAGGUUUUGUUUCAGUGCGAAUUUUGCGGAAAAAAGUUCAGGCAGUACGACCGAGCGAACGCACACGAGCUGCGGUGCAUGCACACCUCGAGCAACUCGACUUUGGUGGCGGAUUUCGAAGGGCGGCUUCUGGAUCGCCGUCGGGAGGUUCUGCGGGAUUUCGUGCAGCAGCGACAGGAGCGCCUCUGGCGCUACGGCCGGGCUUCUGACAGCUCAGACGAAGAGAAGCCUUUGCUGCUUCUCGACGAAAAAGGCGACAGCUACUCAGACGCUGAGGCCGCGGUCCGGACCCUCGGCGUGGGCGACCCGGGGGAACGCGACUUCGUGUGGCAGACACGGGAAGAACUGAGGAAAUUGGAGCCUUCGGAGAGGAAAACAGACGGCGAAUGGUGGGUCGACGAAGGGAAGGAAGGCACAGAUUGGAUCGAAGACGACGACGAACGAUUUGCGCAAGUCGGAGACGGCACAGAUCGAGGGGAUCUCCUGACUCUCCAGAAUCUGGUCAUGGGAGGUUCGCAGGCGGGGAGGCUCUCCGCGGCAGAAACGGAUCUCGACGCGCCAGCAGGGAAAAAAACGUUCUUGCUUCCGUUAACGUUUAACCAAACCGUCUGGGACAUUGACUUCGCAACCCGGUCGGUUGCGAUUAGUGCACCUCCCAGUCUCCUGGACUAAAAGCGAAACACAACCCUUGAGCGCCUUUUAUGUCGAAGCGGCCUGCAGCCCGCCCACAAACACAGAUGCUUUGCCUGAAGGGAAUUGUCAGGGUGUUUUUGCCGCGGAAGGCUUGCUGUGCCUGCGUGCACAUCCUCCCCCCUCUUCUUCUAGAGUUUCGGUCUUAAGGCGGCACUUGAAACUUCUCUUUGCGUAAAUUUGCCUUCCAGCGUCUUUCAAACCCUCCAAUUCUCCUCGAUGCAAUAACACAGAUCCAUUCAACAGGAAUCACUCAACAUGACUGUCGCUGUCGAAUUCCUUGGUUUUCUUGUUCGUCACAUUCAGAGAACUCUGGGUGGCUCAAAGAGGCUGCGUCUGCUUUUUAUGUCUCUCAUCGCCGAGUCCCCCGUGCACAGAAAGGCUCUUUUCCAGUGGGCCGAUGAACGGAGCUAGAAACUGCGACUCAGGAUCAGCUGAGGUGCAGAAGCCGUUAAUAUGCUGUAGAAAGUAGGCCAUUGGCACUCCUCUCACAUGCGAGACUAGAUGACCUAUCUUGCAAGGCGGAUGGACGCAAAACACACAUGCAUACAUCGUCGUGCGUGUAUCUAUCUCAGUACUUUUAUUCGUAUGGCUGCCUCCUGUGGACAGGUGCAAGGGCAAUUCCCCGGACAUACGUAUCGUUGUGAUGUUUACGCGUCGUAGUCGCGGCCCGCAAAUGAGAAGUAGGGAUACAGAAGGCGGUAUCACAAGACUCGCAAUCGCCUGAUGAUUCAGGCUCUUUGCAAUCUGCCUCU
Molecule: messenger RNA, 4035 nt
Organism: Toxoplasma gondii ME49
Lineage: Eukaryota; Apicomplexa; Conoidasida; Eucoccidiorida; Sarcocystidae
Product: 16S rRNA processing protein RimM domain-containing protein
Exons: 6
Coding region: 1064-3262 (732 amino acids)
Biological process (GO): rRNA processing
Cellular component (GO): ribosome
Molecular function (GO): ribosome binding
Source: RefSeq, a predicted model, not a curated record